AUGGAGCAAGCCCUGCUCCCUGGGACAUGGCUGCAUGGAGCAUCUUCUUCUGCAGAGAGCCCAGGCUACUGCCCCCGUGCUGGCAGUGCCAUCGGGCCAAGCUGUGGGACAAGAUGUCACAACGACACCACAUGCCACUCGGGGGAGAAAUGCUGCACCCGCGGCUGCUGCACUCGCUGCGUGCUUGCUGAGCCAGCCAAACCUGGGUUCUGCCCCCGGAAGCGUGCCCAGAGGAGAGCUGCUGCCUGCCCCAACCACUGCACCGAUGACCGGGACUGCCCUGGGGAACACAAGUGCUGCUUCUCUGGCUGUGGGUUGGCCUGCACCCCUCCAGACACAGCAAGGGCUGUCCUUCACCACGCCAGCUACCAGCUGGCAUCUCAUAUUGAGCUGUGA
This is a messenger RNA of Ficedula albicollis (Collared flycatcher), 396 nucleotides long. Its product is annotated as perlwapin-like. The record is from RefSeq and is a predicted model, not a curated record. The transcript is spliced from 3 exons. Gene Ontology annotation, cellular component: extracellular region. The coding region runs from base 1 to 396 and encodes 131 amino acids. Lineage: Eukaryota; Metazoa; Chordata; Aves; Passeriformes; Muscicapidae. Gene Ontology annotation, biological process: antibacterial humoral response; innate immune response. Gene Ontology annotation, molecular function: peptidase inhibitor activity.